UUCGUCAAUAUCUAUAACGGCCUAACACCAGCUGCACCAACCGAGGUGUACCCAACUUGCACAAACAUAUUGUUGUAAAACAAAUAAUAAAAUUGAUAAUUUUUUAUUCUGUGUUUAUACCACAUUUAUGUACAUCUGUGGACUUAUCAACUAUCAAGCCGGAAAAUAUGUAAAUAGUAAAUACGAGAAAGAGAUUAGAUAAAAAAAUUCACCAAUUACUUAAUAUUAUUCUGUAUUCACUUCAUGUGUCGAAUACUCGAAUUAAGAUAUACCUUAAAUAUUAAUAUAUAUAUCUCAAUUCGUGUUUGAGAGUUGUGACUUAGUUCUUUAAUAUCUUAUUAGUGCAAUCUUUAGUUAUUUACUUGAAUACGUAUUGUAUUUACGAUUUACUAUUUCAUUUAACGAACAAUUUUCCAACAAUACUUCUUAAAAUGUUUUAUAACGAAUCAUUGAUUUUUCACGGAAUUUCACUAGGUUUUUUCAAUAAAUAGUAGUGGACUUUUAAGAAAUUAAAACAAGUCUUGAGUUUUAGAAUGGAUACUUUGGUGGGGGACAAGCAGCCUAGCGAUACUGUUGAGACAUUGACAAAUGAUGCCAGCAAUGAUGAAAUUUGGGAAAUAAUUGACAAAGAAGAUGACGAGGACCUAAGGAAUUUGUCUGCUGCGGUUUAUGCAUUUAUACUAUUGAUCAUUGGCAUACCACUAUGGUGGCGAAUGACGGAAGUACAACGCCACUCUCUUCCAUAUGCACAGAUCUCGCAAUUGGGUACAAUGGACGUAGUUAUUUCUACAGACAUAUUUGUAUACACUAAAAAUCCAUAUGUAACAGAACGUAUUAUCGAACAAAUUUAUACUACAUUCAAUUCAACUAUGUUCAGUAUCAGUGCUCAUCCUUCUACUUUCAUUAAUUCAGAUGAUCAUACAUUGAAUACACUAGAGAUGGUUAUAACUCCUCUAGGAUCAUUGCAACUAAUUGAAACCACUAGUGUAGAUGAUAUAAUACCUGGUAUUGGUCGUAAUAUUUAUUUUCCUCCCGAUACAGACAUUAAAUUAUUAAUGGACUCAUUAAAAAGACUGUUACAAACAGAUGCAUUGUCUGAUUCAAUGAUAUCAAUGUUAAACCCUGGUAAUCAUUCUGAUGACCAACAAGUAGUAACUGAACGACAGCGUCGAGUUAGACCAUCAUCGGAUUAUAAUGUACUUCUUACUGUUGUAAAUCCGGAACCUGAGAAACUGCAUGUGUCUUGGAAGCCAGAAAUACCUUUAAACCGUUAUCUUCAGCCUUUAUUAGAUCAAUUAAAACUGAUUUCAAACUUUUCUGUGCAAUCUCAAUGGCUUUAUUUAAUCGAUUUGGUUCAAAAGCCCCCAAAAUUGAACACUACAUUUGUAUUAGACAAGAAUCACGCUCAAUACAUAAUUACUCCACUAGAAAAAAAAUUAGGUUCGGGAGUGUCUCGAAAUCCAUGUAUACAUUUUGUUGUAUAUGUUACCCCUUGUUCUUAUAUUCCUUUAUAUUUUCAUGAAAACAAUCAGUUAACUACUGCUAUGAUGUCAGCUCGCUGGGGUGGAGUUCAAUUCUUAAACGCCAACCAGGUGUCAUGCAAUGAAUCAGUAAGCUUCAUACCUGAUGAUCUCAGUAUUAUGACUCCCAUCAUCACACAGUUCCAUUCAUUAAUUGGUGUGCCAAAUAUGUCCAAUUACAUGUCACUAAUGCCAUUAAAAUCUUCUACUCUGCGUAAAUGGCAAUUGGAUUCAAUGUACAGGCUCAAAAUUAUUGAGCAAUACACUAAUACUCGCAUUACUUUAACAUCAUUGUCACGACUUUUGGGUGAAAUCAGCAAUAUUGUGAUAAUUGAAGAAGUUGGAAAAGCAGUAACUGAAUCCGUAGAAGCAGCUACUAAAGUACUUCAAUGUAUAGAAAGAGGGCAAUUGGAAGAAGCAUUGGAAUACAGUAAAAUAGCAUUUGAAACAUCAGAGUUUGCAUUUACUCAUCCAUCAUUAUUGGCAUUGCUCUAUUUUCCGGACGAUCAAAAAUAUGCGGUUUAUAUUCCAUUAUUCUUACCUGUUAUGAUCCCUGUACUAAUGUCUUUGAAAGGAGUUAAAAACUGGAUACAAUUGAAGUACAAAAUCUAAUUUAGUAAUAAUAAUUUAAUGAUAUUGUGUUUAUUUUUUUUUAUUUUAUUACAAUAAAAUGACUGUCUAAAAUUCAA
This is a messenger RNA of Metopolophium dirhodum (rose-grain aphid), 2209 nucleotides long. RefSeq names its product GPI transamidase component PIG-S (gene PIG-S). The record is from RefSeq and is a predicted model, not a curated record. Bases 534 to 2132 code for a protein of 532 amino acids. Lineage: Eukaryota; Metazoa; Arthropoda; Insecta; Hemiptera; Aphididae. Gene Ontology annotation, cellular component: GPI-anchor transamidase complex. Gene Ontology annotation, biological process: attachment of GPI anchor to protein. The transcript is spliced from 7 exons.